Silurus meridionalis is the source of this 2139-nucleotide messenger RNA. RefSeq names its product spermatogenesis-associated protein 22. Bases 957 to 2015 code for a protein of 352 amino acids. Lineage: Eukaryota; Metazoa; Chordata; Actinopteri; Siluriformes; Siluridae. The transcript has 8 exons. The record is from RefSeq and is a predicted model, not a curated record. Gene Ontology annotation, biological process: regulation of meiotic cell cycle; gamete generation; meiotic DNA repair synthesis.
UGAAUGUAUGAAUAAAUGGUAAGACGUUUUUUUUAAAUGGUAUGUAACAUCUCCUUUUCCCUGUACACUCAGUCAAAAGUUUGUACACACCACCUCCUUCAGGGUUUAUUUUCAACAUUGUACAUUAAUACUUAAUACAGCCAAACUAUGAAAGAACACGUCUGGAAUUAUGUGUUAAAGAUAAACCCAGAAUAUGUUUUAUGAUCCAAAGUAGCUACUUUAAGCUUCAUAUUUUGCAUGGCUUCAGUAUUAAUGUACAAGGAUGUAAAUAAUACAAAGAAAGAAGAAAAAGGUGUCCAAACUUUUGACAGGUACUGUAUUUGUGGAUUUAAUGUGCAAUACAAUGACCUCUUAACCACAGGUUAUGUAAGAGAGCUAUUUGUCCAAGGAAUAAAGAGUGCAUCAGAUGACCGGGUUUCCACAAUCAAAUGAUCUAAAUCCAUUUUGACAUUGUCAGAAAUGAGUCGGUCUGGAGAGUGAAGGAAGAGCAGCCAACAAGCACUCAAAACAUCUGGGAACUUCGAGAUUGUUGUUACUAAACCACUCCGGGUGACUACUUUGUGAAUCUUAUGAGAGGUUAUAAUGCCACUAUGCAAGCUGUCAUCAAAACUAACAUUUGAUCUUAUUAAAUAAAACAAUUUCUUUAAGUUUGGAUGUCUUCAGUAUUCAUGUACACUGUUGGAAAAUGUGAGGUCCAGUUUCCCGCGCACACGGUGACGCUUCCUUCUGCCUCGCGCGCUCUCGUGUCAUGAAUAAAAUGGCUGACUGUGUAGCUAGAGCUAGCUAACGCCGUUAUUCACACAGUAUAUAAACAGUUUUAUCCACGCUUAAGUCACAGUUUAACGUCUGUCCGCGGUCUUUUUGUCUUUAGAAAACACGUUUAUUGCUCUCCUUUUCUUCGGAAAAAAAUACUUCAACUUUACAAUCUGACACAAUCAGCUACACACAUUACAGUCAUGAGGAGAAACGAAAAUCAGCCAAGACCAACGGCAGGCUGUCUGUCUGUUCCACUGUUUAACCAAAAGAAGAGGAGCAGAUUGCCACUGACGUCCAAUCCCUCUGAGAGUGAAGUGUUCCCCGAAUAUGAGAAUAGAGACAUGCUGAGCUUUACGUCAACCAUCCAUCCAUCUAACAUUGGGAACGCUCAGCCAUCAACAAAUCGAGCACCUCUGACUCAGUGGAACCAGCAACAAAGCACAACAUGGCCUAGUGCAUCAUCUGCUCCAACAGGAAGAGGAUGCACACCUAUUCCUCACCCCCAGAAGCGCAUCUAUGCAUGGUCACAGACAGGUUCACAGAGACCUCCAGGCAGACCUGAUUCUAUGGCAACAGCCCCAGGCUUCAAGCAAGGUGGAUUUCCUAGUGACAGUGCAACCACUCAAAUCCAGAAUAAAACUAUGGGUACCAAGCAACCCAUGAAGCAGCAGUCUUUUAUUCGAAACAUCAAACAACCCAAAGACUCCUUCACCACUUCAGAUGUCACAGCACGCAGUCCGAAAACCGCAGCUCAGACUCAAAACUCUCAGUGGAAGUUCAGAUCUGGAAGUCUCAGAGGCGGGACGUGGGUUGAGAACACUUUUGGAGCUUUAGGAAGUCAGAGCAGUUUACAGCAGCAGGAAAAAGCACCACCCAAGAAAUCUCUCCGUAUCCUCACUGCUGUUAUAGAGGGCAUGAAGCACUGGAGCCAGUUCAAGGACAAAGUUCCUAUGAUGUUUGAGAUUUUUGCUGUUCUCGAUUCUGCGGUUACAAUAGGAAAAUAUGGUGCCAAGAAUUUCCUACUGAGAGAUGGAAAAGAUACAGUGCCAUGUGUGUACUAUGAAAAUGAUCAGGUGCUGCCAAGGCUGAUCCGGGGUCAGGUGCAUCGCUGCGUGGGGAAUUACGACAGACAGAAAAACACUCUCACCUGUGUGUCGGUGCGGGCAGCCUCCCUGUCAGAGCAAAGAAAUGCUCAAGAAGCUGUAAAAGCAUCAGAUGCCGAGAUGAGAAAAGAGGUCCAGGCAUUUUCUGAAAUGUGAUGUGAAUGGACACAGUAGGAAAGUUUUACAGUUUCAAAGGUGUUUUUCCUAUUCAUUAAAGUUUGUUUUGGUGGCAAACCAUAAUUGUACAAAGCAGUGCUGAUAAAUCAGUUUGAAUGAUUAA